GGUCGUUGAAACAAAGGCGGGCGACUUUGAGAGGAUUUGACAUCCAUUGACUGAUACAUAUAAAUCAUACUGAACUAGUUAUCACCAUCACACUACUCCUACAAAUGAGAUUUUUAGCAUACAUAUUUGUCUACUUGUUUCAGGUGAUAUAUUCAAUUUUCCGUCCUAUGAUAAAGUAUAUUUCUCGAUUAGUAACAGGGAGGUGUGAACUAAGUCGCAUAAUUGCUGAUUGUCCGAAAGGAGCACCCAGAACUGUCAGAAUAGAAAACGCGCUGAGGAAUUCAAAAAAUAAAUCUAUUCAAAAUGGAUUGCUUUUGGAAAAAUGUGCCGAUGCUAAGUCACAUGUACAGUUUGUCAUUAGUGCUAAGCGUAUUGAUCUAAAAGAUCAACCAAAUUUUCCUACCGAUUAUUUGUACUGCAUCAGCCAAAUCAACUCUUAUCGGGAAUUAAUAAAUAAAUUGGAUGCCUCUAGGUGUACUGCGUUUAAUUCAGAUGAUCACUACCACUCCGAAUUACUUUCAAGGGUAGUUUUUCUCACAAGUGACUUGAAGUUUUGUAGUUAUGGAUUUGUCUUGAUUCUCAAAACGAAUUGUCAUCCCAUAAUGGAGAGAAGUGGACUCUUCUUGGGUUUCAGACGGAGAACCCCGAAACGGAUUUCCGCGGAAUGGGUAUACUGUCUCUUGAAAAUCUUGUGUACUUCGCAGAAUCACAUACGGAAUUAGCGCGAAGUAUGUUAUCGGCAUCACAUCAUCCUAACAAAUGGUAUCCAUUUGCUGUAACUGGUAUCCACUUGACGAAGUUGUCGUACAACUUAAUGCUGAAGGGUUAUCUAAAAUAUCAAUUCUAUAAUAUGUCCUCAUCAGCCAGCAUCCAAGACUUCAACGAGUUUUACUGUUAUACAUUUUAUUCUUUCCACAAAUUCUGGACGAAACACCCUCGUGAUAUAAUGCAAUUCAACAAAUAUUGUGACGAUUUCGGGAAUAAAUUGAAAUGUCGUUUACUGGAUGUAAACUGUAGAUUAUGUUUACCGGAAGAUAAAAAUUAAAUGAUUCACGCGUGGUUAUCUUCCCGGCAUUAGUAAGUAAACCACAAGUUAUGCGGUGAACUACAUGUAAUUAAUGUGGCGCUAACUAUGGUUAAUUAUACCACAAUAUUUGUAAUAUUCACAAGCGUGAUAUCUGCGAGUUUCUUUUCAAUAUUUUAGUAUAAUGCUACUUUGCAAUCCUUUAAAGUGUGAAAUCGACGAAAUGAAAUCUUUAUUUAUUCUGCUCUCAUUUACGUCCCUGUUUUAUUCGAAGGCAUAAUGAAAUCCGGUUAUCCGAAAGCUUACAGUUACAUCUGUUAAGUAUUGUCUUUCUUCUUUCAAUACCUAUUAUUUUAUGUUUAUUUCUGUUCAUAUUGAUAAAGGACAUUUUAUUUUGUAACAUUUGUGAGUUGUUUUAAAUACUUCAAA
Molecule: messenger RNA, 1453 nt
Organism: Schistosoma margrebowiei
Lineage: Eukaryota; Metazoa; Platyhelminthes; Trematoda; Strigeidida; Schistosomatidae
Source: the annotation of a GenBank genome assembly